AAUACAUUUAUGUUUUUUGUUUGGUCAUAAGGGUGAAAUAGUACUUUCACUACUCCUUUAGGUUGGUUUUGCAUUUGACUGAAAGUGGGGUACACUUUUACAUUUGACUUGAAUAUUUGGGUUGGUUUUAGCAAAUGUCACCCUUAAAUAUGUGCAUUGCAUCUACACAUGGAAACAGUUUCUAAUUUGGCUUUUUUUACGAAAGAAUAUUUAUAUAUAAAAAUUUAGGUACUAAACUAAUUAUAUUGUAAUAUUUGAUUCCAAUAUUAUAUUAUAAAAUUUGAAUUUAAAAUUUUAACAUUGAGAUUUUUUGUAAAUAAAAAACAAAAUUAGGCGUAGAUAAUAUUUAAAUUUGAUAUGGCCGCUUAUCUUUGUCAAAAUUUUCCCAAUUCAUCCAUCUUCGGAUAAGCUUUGUUGUGUGAAGGUAUACAUAUCCAUUACCGUUUAUGUUACUGGAUAUGACACCUCUCUUAGUGAGAUUGAUACCGAGAGUGCAAUGCGUAAACAUUUCUCUUCAUGUGGAGAGAUAAUUGAAGUCGAUAUUUCCAAGAGCUCAGCUGAAUUGGCUAUUGACGGAGAAGAUGCGCAAGGCAAGGUGAUGGAACUUGAUGGAAGCGACAUGGGAGGAGCAAAUUACUUGUUGAGGUUAUUUGUGGGGGAAUAAACACUGUCCACAUGAGGCGUCAUUGUGCCCUCCGUAGGAGGUUAGAUGACUGCGGGGUGGAUAGCUCUAGAUUUACAAUUAGCAACAAGAAAAAACGUUAUGUAGUUUUCUUGUUACUUGUUAAUACAUUUUUACCUCAACCUAUCAUCGUCGAAUAGUAAUAUAAACACCAAAAAUCAUAUAAUCUUAACUCGAAAUGGAAUCCCGAUUCAGAGAAUCAGAGUGUAUGGGAACGAUAGGUUAUUUCGUAGCUUUCCGUACACACUUGCUUUAGGGACAUAUAUGACUCUCAUUUCACGCACUAGUCUCGCCAAAGCAGCACGUGAACCAUACCGUGAAGCUGAACGUAAAUUAACCAUAAUGAUCAACGGUUGAGAAUCACUUGGGUGAGAGCAAAACGAUAAGAAUGUCGACAACCUGGACAAGCUCAAGAUCAGGUAUAAGCUGUUCUUUUCAUAUGCAUUUAUAACUAAUUUUAAUAUGUUUUAUUAAAAAGAGUGAAAACUCUAAAACAUAGAUAUUUUAGAAACAUAGAUAUUUAUUUAAUAAUGAAUUGGCCGUUGUGCCCAAAAGUAGGGUAGUGGAGACGAUAUAAAUACCUCCUUCCGACCACAAAAAUCCCUACAGAUCGCUAAUGGAAACCCUAGCAAGCAAAGUCGAUCUUCUCAACUUGUCUCCGAUGGACAGUUCCAGGAUCAGGAUCAUUGGGCUGGCAUUGGACGACCCUCGUACUCUUCCACUCAAAACAAAAAUCCGUAACGUUGGAAGGAUUAUUGUUAAGGGGUAUGACGCCAAGCUUCCACAUGAUGAUGUUGAAAGCGCUUUGAGAAAAGUUUUCUCAUCAUGUGGAGAGAUCAAUGAUAUUUUUAUUUGCGAAACUGAAUAUCGUCUCUACAGUGAUGCUAUUAUUUAUUUCAUCGGAGAAGGCGCAGCAGAAAAGGCUUUGCAACUUAGUGGAAGUGACGUUGGAGGAUGGAAGCCCAUUGUUACACCUUAUCCU
This is a messenger RNA of Brassica rapa (field mustard), 1664 nucleotides long. Its product is annotated as nucleolin 1. NCBI's taxonomy places the organism in Eukaryota, Viridiplantae, Streptophyta, Magnoliopsida, Brassicales, Brassicaceae. Gene Ontology annotation, molecular function: RNA binding. The record is from RefSeq and is a predicted model, not a curated record.